Acomys russatus (golden spiny mouse) is the source of this 1342-nucleotide messenger RNA. RefSeq names its product RNA pseudouridine synthase domain containing 1 (gene Rpusd1). The coding region runs from base 198 to 1118 and encodes 306 amino acids. Gene Ontology annotation, biological process: pseudouridine synthesis. Gene Ontology annotation, molecular function: pseudouridine synthase activity; RNA binding. The record is from RefSeq and is a predicted model, not a curated record. The transcript has 6 exons. Lineage: Eukaryota; Metazoa; Chordata; Mammalia; Rodentia; Muridae.
AUUCCUCAAUGGGCGGGGCUCCGGGCCAGGGAUGACAUUGGCCAAUACGGCCAUCCAUCGGCGAAAUGGAGUGUGCAGGGUGAAGGCGGGGUUGCGCGCCAGCCAGGCCAAGACCUGGCUCAUAGUGUAGGGAAGCAAGGUUGGAUGCUGAGCGGAAGAGUGACAUCCUCGUCCCUUGGCCCUGUUGCAGCCCAACCAUGGAGCCUGGCAGCAUGGAAAAUCUGUCCAUCGUGUACCAGAGCAGCGACUUCCUCGUGGUGAACAAGCACUGGGACCUGCGCAUUGAUAGCAAGACCUGGCGGGAGACCCUGACCCUACAGAAGCAGCUACGACACCACUUCCCAGAGCUGGCUGACCCUGACACCUGCUAUGGGUUCAGGUUCUGCCACCAGUUGGACUUCUCCACCAGUGGGGCACUGUGUGUGGCCCUGAAUAAAGCAGCUGCAGGCAGCGCUUAUAAGUGCUUCAAGGAACGGCGUGUUACCAAAGCCUACCUGGCCCUGGUCCGGGGCCAUGUCCAGGAAAGCCAGGUGACAAUCAACUAUGCCAUUGGCAGGAACAGUACAGAGGGGCGGACCCAUACCAUGUGCAUCGAGGGCACACACGGUUGCGAGAACCCCAAGCCAAGUCUCACAGAGCUGCUAGUCCUGGAAUAUGGGAUGUAUGCUGGUGACCCUGUGUCCAAAGUGUUGCUGAAGCCACUCACAGGCCGGACACACCAGCUUCGCGUACACUGCAGCGCCCUUGGCCACCCUAUCGUGGGGGACCUGACUUAUGGACAGGCUGAGGACCAGGAGGACCAACCUUUCCGCAUGAUGCUGCACGCCUUCUACCUGCGCAUCCCCACAGAGGCCGAGUGCGUGGAGGCCUGUACACCUGACCCCUUCCUGCCUGCCCUUGAUGCCUGCUGGAGUCCCCAUACCUGCGUUCAACCCCUUGAACAGCUCAUCCAGGCCCUAAGGACUGACCCUGACCCCAACCCUAUGGGUGGAGGGCCGAGGCCCUGCAGCCCCUCCACCCCUCUGCCCAGGCCAGGUCGGCCCCCUCCUGAGACUGAGGCACAGAGAGCAUCAUGCCUGCAGUGGCUGUCAGAGUGGACACUUGAGCCAGACAACUGAGGACCUCUCGGCUUUGGGGGUUGAGAGCUGCUGGACUCAGCAGCUAGGCAGCCAUGGUUGCUAGAGGACAGGGCAUGUGAGCCAUAGGAGAGAUGUCCCGUAGGCAGAUGGUCCUCUCAGCCUCCCUCCAGGGGAAGCUAAGGCUUUUUCUCCUGGAACAGCUUUCUGCCUCCUCGGCUUCACCCCAAGCUUGCCCAAGCCCUUAUCCAGGAGGGGCGACGAAG